AUGAAAAUAUUAAAUAUAUUAUUAAUUUUAAUUAGUUUUAUAUAUAAAAUUAAAGGAGAAAUUGAUUGUGUUACACAUUCAAAUGACCCAAGUUGUGUUAAUUAUGAAUAUCCAAUAUUUAAUAUUAGAGUAGAUAUUAACCGUCUAUGCUCUAGUAUGCCAUACAUGCCAAUUUGUUCAAUUCAAAAAUCAUGUAAACAAGUGAGAUCUUCAAAUGGUACUUGUGAUGAAUUUUCAAUACUCGGUGAUAGUUGUACCCAUGAUAUGCCAGGAAUGAGUGGAUGUAAUAACUUUAAAAAGUUAUGUUCAAAAGAUUCUGUUAUUAAACAAUGUUCAAGAAUACAAUCAAUUAAAAAUCUCCCAAAAACUAUGGAUAUCUUUUCAAGUAUUAAAAGUAUUUGUAAUGAUAUGGCAAUGGAUGGCUGUGAAAAAUGUACAAAAUUAAGUCCAAGCUGUGCUGUACUUCCAAUUUACUCCUCUUUGUGUCUUCAAAUGGAAGGUAUGUCACAAUGCUCAAAUUGGACUAAAAUGUGUAGUCCCUCAGGUAAUCUUUUAAAUUUACCAAUUUCAUCUGGAAUUUGUAUUUAA
Molecule: messenger RNA, 588 nt
Organism: Dictyostelium discoideum AX4
Lineage: Eukaryota; Evosea; Eumycetozoa; Dictyosteliales; Dictyosteliaceae
Exons: 1
Coding region: 1-588 (195 amino acids)
Source: RefSeq, a predicted model, not a curated record